Molecule: messenger RNA, 652 nt
Organism: Dromaius novaehollandiae (emu)
Lineage: Eukaryota; Metazoa; Chordata; Aves; Casuariiformes; Dromaiidae
Gene: SNRPF
Product: small nuclear ribonucleoprotein polypeptide F
Exons: 4
Coding region: 159-419 (86 amino acids)
Biological process (GO): spliceosomal snRNP assembly; mRNA splicing, via spliceosome
Cellular component (GO): U1 snRNP; catalytic step 2 spliceosome; pICln-Sm protein complex
Molecular function (GO): RNA binding
Source: RefSeq, a predicted model, not a curated record
GCGCCUCGGUGUGAGAGGUCGAAGGGCAGGGCGCCGCCCCGGAAGCGAAAGCCGGAGCCGGCCUGCCUUCCCUUCCCUGCCGGCCUGCGGCGGGCGCACGUGCGGCCCGGGAGGAGCUUUUGUGCGAUCUGCGCGUCCCCCUCGGUCGCUGCAUCGCCAUGAGCCUGCCGCUGAACCCUAAGCCCUUCCUGAACGGGCUGACGGGGAAGCCGGUGAUGGUGAAGUUGAAGUGGGGGAUGGAGUACAAGGGCUACCUCGUCUCCGUCGACGGUUACAUGAACAUGCAGCUUGCAAACACAGAAGAGUAUAUAGAUGGUGCGCUGUCUGGACACCUUGGUGAAGUUUUGAUAAGGUGCAAUAAUGUUUUGUACAUCAGAGGUGUGGAAGAAGAGGAAGAAGAUGGAGAAAUGAGAGAAUAGGUGUUUUGUAUAUCUGGAAAUAAACAUUUUUUUUCUUUUUUUAUUUUCCACAACUUUGUAAUUAAGUGCUUACUUCUUGUUCUACAUAUUUUAAUAUGGGGAAAGCUAACAUUUAAAUCAUUUCUAAUAUUUUAAUGGCAUCUGAAAAACUAAUGUGGGAGGAAGGGGAAAUUAUUGCAAUUUAAAACUGGAAAAACUAGCAUAUAAUGGAAGAUAAAGAACUCCCCAUCUUG